Molecule: messenger RNA, 1152 nt
Organism: Xenopus laevis (African clawed frog)
Lineage: Eukaryota; Metazoa; Chordata; Amphibia; Anura; Pipidae
Gene: spc25.L
Product: SPC25, NDC80 kinetochore complex component L homeolog
Exons: 6
Coding region: 227-913 (228 amino acids)
Biological process (GO): chromosome segregation
Cellular component (GO): kinetochore; Ndc80 complex; nucleus
Source: RefSeq, a predicted model, not a curated record
UACGGGCAUUAGUAUAAUAAUCACUGGGGAUUGGUCAGCCCUGUCGCUAAACAACCAGUGGAACUGUGUGACAUUCAGUAACAGCAGGAGGAAGACACCCUAGUACUUCAGUAUUACUACUCACUGUGCAUCGUUAACAAUGCUAUUUUCUCAAUCGGUUUUGUAAUCAAAUAAUGACGGGUUUUAGCAUUUGUGCACCUUAAAUGUUUCUUGUUGCAGUUGCACAAUGUCUGCCUUGAAGAUGGACGACGAGCAGAGUCUGAAUGUGUACAUGCAGGAGUUCCGUACAAGAUUCAUCAACAAGAGCAGCGACGAGAUGACGAGUCAGGCACUGAAGGAGUCCUACAAAGAGUCCGCAGCAACAGAUGCCUGGUUCAAGAAAUAUAGAGACGGAGAAUUAAUGAUAGAAAAAGUACUGGAGUUCAGGAAUGAAAUCACUUUGCAGAACAAGCGCAUUGAAGAAAAGCAAAAGAACAUUUUACAAGAAGCUGCCAAACAGGAUGAUCACGAGCAGCUAAAGGGAGAACUGACGGAGCGGAUCCAGAGGUUAAGGGAAGAGCUCAAUCAAAAAAGAGAAGUGGCCUUGGCUAACAGAAAAGCCAACAAGGAAAGAAUAAAGGAACUGCAGAAAUCUGCAACUUUGUUCAAGGAGCGUCUGGGACUGGAGAUCCGCAAACUAAGAGGUGAUAAGCUACAGUUUGUCUUCAGAUGUAUUAACCCGAAAGACCUUGAUCAGCCAUAUUCCUGCAUUAUUUCUUUAAAUGCAGAAGGAGAUUAUGAAGUCGCAGGGUGUGAUCCACCUUUGGAAUGCAUUGCUGAAUUUCAAGAGAAAAUCAGAGAGACCAGGAACUUCUCCGCUUUACUUGCCAACUUAAGGAAGAGCUUCACUGCUUUAGGCUCUCAAGUGAAAUAAGUUCUGCUUUUAUAAUGUAGCUCUUAAUGUGUAUUUCCAUAUAUGUUCGAGUGAUUAGUGGGAAUAUAAUAGUAGCCCAGCAAAUUUAUCCGAGACAGAAACCUGCACAAGCUCCUCUUGCUCCACUGAGUGUUUUAUAUCUUUUUAUAUCUUAUCUUCUUGCAUUUUAAAUCCCAUUAUUUAAACCUACAAUAGAAACCCUUCCCCCAGUAAUAAAAUACUUAUUUUUGAAAAUAAAA